AUGUCAAGCAGGGAGGCCAACAGCACACACACAGCUCCAGAGGGCCACUCGUUGUUGACCCCGUCUAUGUUCGAAGCCAUUAACAUCCUUGGACAAAGGUCCCAGCUUCGCAUCUACACGCAGAUCACUCUCGGCUACGAGACGCCAGGCGACUACCACGUCGACGACGCCGUUUCCGUCUUCAAAGCCGGACUCGCAAGGCUGGCGGCGUGUGUUCCAUGGCUUGCAGGGAGCAUCGAGGACGAGAACGGCGUCACCGGGAUCUCUAGCACCCCCGGCGAAACCAUCAGUCUGGCAGUGGAGGAUAUGCGACAGGAAGAAAGCACCCCCUGUUUCGCAGAGCUGAAGCGGAUGGGGUUCCCAGCCCGGUUCUUCAGCGAGAAGCACUUCUGCUCCAGAAUGACGAUUCCAGGCACGCACGGCGAGACUCUCGGUGGAGACGAGCCUGUGUUCCUCGUCCAGCUGAACAUCGUCGAUGGCGGCAUCUUCCUGUCGUUCAUCGCGUCACACGCUGUCCUGGAUAUGGUCGGCCAGGCCUCCGUUAUGCGGCUCUUAUGCGAGCUCUGCGACCCGUCAAAGAAACCCUCGCAUGAGGCGCUUUUGAACACGCAGUUGAAGCGAUCCACAAUCCCUAUCAUACCAGAUACCCCAUCAAUGGCUGCCGCUGAGGAACUUUUCAUUCAAAAGCCGAUAUCUGUCGCCCCAGAAGACCUUUCGGGCGCUUGGAGAUACUUCGAUUUCACCAAGGAAAAGCUCGAAAGGCUCAAGACAGCCUGUGCAAAAGAGAUCACAGAAACACCUUUCAUCUCGACUGACGACUGUUUAUGUGCCUUGAUAUGCAAGACCGUGACAAGAGCACGCUCAAACAGAGUCGACCCGUCCCGUCAUAUGAAGUUCGCUCGGGCUGUUGACGCACGAAGUCUUUUCGAGCAAGACCCACACCAGAUAGGGGUGUGUUUAAACAUGACGUUCAACAGGUGGCCCAUCAGGGAGGUCACUGAUCAGCCCCUAGGGGUACUCGCCUCACAGCUCCGAGGUAAACUCUCUGACCGUGUGUACCUGAGGGAAACAGUCAUGGUGUUUGGGUCAAUGCUAUCCAGAGCAGGCGAAGCUGGAACUGACGGGCCCCUGCUCUCUAUGGCUGGCACUGUCGACCCCUCUGUCGACGUACAGAUUAGCUCGUGGUCUAAACUAGACUGUUACGAGAAUGAUUUCAAUCUCGGUCUCGGCAAUCCAACAGUCGUGCUACGCCCAACAUUUGUUCCAGUCCCGGGGUUGGUCUACUUCCUACCUAGGCGCUCCGAUGGCGGAGUGUCUGUAACAUUAUGUCUGCGAGACGACGAUAUGACACAGUUUGUCAGCGACCCUCUGCUACUUCUCUACGGAACCCCAAUAGAGUAG
Messenger RNA from Pichia membranifaciens NRRL Y-2026, 1401 nucleotides. RefSeq lists its product as hypothetical. The record is from RefSeq and is a predicted model, not a curated record. Bases 1 to 1401 code for a protein of 466 amino acids. Lineage: Eukaryota; Fungi; Ascomycota; Pichiomycetes; Pichiales; Pichiaceae. The transcript has a single exon.